ACAGAUUCGAGCAUGCACUACUCCCACUUGAUCAGAACUUGGUCCAGGCAUUGUCUGUGAGCAAAGCAGGGAACUUUACUCCCAGUGCACAAGGUGUCAGUAUUGUAAUUUUUGCCUGUUAGGAGCUUCGUUUGAAGAAUUCCAGCUUACAGUCUUCACUUUUUCUUCUAGACUGUUGCAUAGUUGUUGUAGAUGUAAGAGGGCACUCUUAAACACAGUUGGAUAUUCUUUCUGCCUUAUUUGAGUGUUCUGUGUGCAAGAAAAUUGCUCAAAAUAAGGUACUUGGAAAUUCUUGGAGUGUUUAAAUGUGUUCAAAGAUACUUUUAAUUUUGCAUACACAUUUUGAAUUAUGGACAGCUGGAAAAAGUAACUGAUUUUGGUGUUUGAUUUCUAAAGAUAUCAAACUUGUUUAGUUAAAGGCAAGUGGUGGUAAGCCUGUCAGUAUUACCUUGCUGUCGAGAUUCAACUUUUUUGUUUGUUUGGUGUUGAGGGGCAAUAUUGACACUUAUUUUACCUCCUUGGAUAGUUGAUAGAGUUGAGUUCUUUGAGAAGCAGACAGGAACUGUUAGCCUUCCUCCCUCCGUAGUUUUAGUGUCACCAGCUACUGGAGAUCUUGGUCGUGUCAUGGGACACCUCAACGUAGCUUUCAUUAGAACAGUAGGGUGUAACUGUUCAGGUGUGGAGAUCGUUGCAGGACCUGGGCUGGAUUUUAUGACAGUCUGGAAUUUAUAAUCAAACUUACCUCUCUACUCAUGCACUUUUCUAUUCUAAAUACAGAGGUAAAAUUGCCAAAACAAGGGCUUUCUGUUGUUACUCGUCCUGACCAGUCAAUUCAGCAGUUUUAUAGGAAGGAAUCACUCCUGGAGAUCAGCUACGGUUUGCUAUGAUCACUUGCCGCCCUCAAGUCCAAAUCAGUUAGACGCAUUUAAUUUUUCAGAGCUUUAUUUUAUAAAACUGGCCAGUUUUAUUUUAUAAAUCUGUUUUGAUAAAACAGGAAUCUGAAGGAUCACGUUUUGUCUUCCCAGGGGAGUGUAAGAUGUUAUGUUACUGAGAUACUUGUGCUAUAUGUAGCUUUUGCUGGGGAGAGAUGCCGUGCAGUGUUUUGUAGCCCCUGUGGCCAGCAUUUUCUGUACACAGGUGGAACAUUAUUGCUAAGCAGACGUUCUUUAGUCAGACAGUGCUUGCUGUUACAGGUUUCACAACUAUGUUACUUAAAAGCUCAAGUCAGAAGGUCAGAGAGCUUGUGACUUUAUAUUUAAAUGGUUAUAAAUAUAUUGGUGAUUAUAUUUAUAUAUAUUUAAAGCUUGUAUUUAAGCAGUCUGCAUAGGCCCAUUUAAAAAUCUGUGUUUGGGCAGUAAGUUUGCCCUGUGGAGCUACUGGAGAACUGAUGCAGCACUAGUUACAUAUGUUCAUGAUGUAUAGUAAUGCUAAGAGUCUGAAACACAAUAUUUUUGCUGUAGUUGAGUGAAGCGUGACAAUCUUGUUUCACACUUGUUAGAGUAGCCUUGUAUAUUAAGUAUUCUGCCCUGUUAACUGUUCUUUGUGAUGUGCAAGUACUAGGAUUCCGACCUCCAAGAUGGUAAUUCCUUCCUUGGAUUCCUUAGGUUUUGCAGUUGUCUUUUUGUUUUGUUUUGUUUUUUCCAGCCAAGUCACUUAGAUUGUGCUAGAGAUGAGAGAGGUGUUGAUUAGUUACAUCUUAAGCAUGUCUCACCUGAGACAGAAUUGGAAUUCUGUCAUCUGGGGGGCUCACAAGUGAUACCUGAAUGCAGCUGGGAGUGAAGGGGAGUGACAAGUCAUGUGAGACAGCACAGAGGAGAAUUAGCCAGAGGGAGUUGAAAGAAUAGAGGAUUCAACAGAUAUGCUUUAGGGCAAGGUUAAGAGAGGGUAUAGGAUAGUAGCUGCUAAAAUACCCUUCUUGCUGUUUGUGUUGACUUGAAGCUCCUUUCAGUGCUAGCGUUGGUUCCAGGAUGUCUUGUUAGGGACACUGGUUUCAUCACUUCCAUCUAAUGUCAACUUUGUUUAGCGUGGCUGUUUUAAUGAUGAAACACUACUUUUGAUCAAGGCAAUGUGUGGCACAUUUCAGUUUUCUUUGGGACUCAGCUUUUGUAUUCAAUGGCUUAUGACUAAAAUUUACUAAAAUUUGUAAAGCCCUGUAAUGGAGAAUACUGUAUAACUGGGCAUCACGUAAUACACUAGCUUCACUUUAGAAAGACAGGAACAUUAGAAGCAUUUGAUCCAGUUUUGUCCCCAAACUUCUUGUGAAGUGAUACUUCAGCCUUUUACUACCUAUUUUUGUUAGCCUAGAAAGAAUAGAACAGGGAAGUGAUUUUAUGCUUUUUUUAAAAAACAAAAACAAAAAACACUAGGUCCCCCGAAAACAAGCCUAGUGCUUCCCUUUUAGGGACUGGAAGUUGUUCAUAAACUGAGAUAUCCUUAAACACCACAAACUCAGAAGGUCUGUGUUAAAGGAGGGCUACAGGUGACUCCAAAGACAUAAUUAACAUGGGGCAGGUUGUAGCUAGUUGCCACCUUAGUUACAGUCCAGUCCAUAAGGGGUGUAGCCACAUGCUGAUCUGCUCACAGUGCAGAUCAUGACAUACUCCAUGACAUGGUUUCCAUGCUGUAUGGCUGUACUGAGAUGCAGGCAAAGGAGUGAAGAGUGAAUUCACACUUUAGAGAGCAGCGAAGACCAUCUUGCCAUGAAACCAUUCACAGAUGAAGAUGUAGAAAUCUACAUCCAGAGCAAGGUGGAACCACGACAUUAUCUGGUUUCCAAAACAGUGGAGGAGGUGCAGAAAAUCAUCCAGCAACUGACCACAGAAAUCAGCUAUAAGGCCACACGAUUCCAGGCUAUCUCCAACUCUGGCAUUCACAAUGAGAAUAUUAAGGUCUUAGCACCCAGCCAAUUCCUCAUCACAGUCCCUCUGCGUGGCCUGACCGGGUACAGGGAAUGCCAAGUGCGGCACUGGCGUUAUUACACUGUGCACGGAGCCAAGCUCCUCUCCUCUGUGCGGGACCCCGAGGAACUGCAUCAAUGGCUAGAGGUGGAGCAGUUCUCAAAAAGCCUUCAGCAGUGGCAUGAAACAGACGUGAACAUCGAAGGUGAUCUGGUUCCAGCCAAAGUCCUUGUCGUCUUCCGGGAGCUGGUGGAGAAGUCAAUUAUCUCCUGUAACCUCUCCAGCAAAGUGACAGUGCUGGAGAGCUUCAGCUCAGUGGUCCGGGUAGCUGUGGAGACGUCAGAAUCCCAGGUGGAGGUGGAGCUGGUCCCUACCGUGGAGAUCCCGACUUGCUGGCCCGAGAAAGCCCGGUGGCCUCGCUGCCUUAAGCGUUGGCCUUCCCAGGAAAAAGUGCAGUGCAUCAAGUCUCUUGGUUUUGACCUUUUGGCCCGCUCCAAUUAUCACUGGCAGCUGUGCUUCGCCCGUGCUGAGCAUAUGCUCAUGGAAGGCCUCGAUGAAGAUGGUGGUUGUCGCAUGAAGUGCUUCAGGGUCAUGAGGCAGAUGAAGGAAGAUGUCUGGUGUGCUGGAAAUAAGCCUAUCAUCACUGCUUAUCACCUUCAGACAGUGCUAUUCUGGACGUGUGAAAAAUACCCACGCACCAAGGAUUGGCGCUGCUUCCGCGAAGCCUUCCUGAGACUGGUGCAGAAGCUGCACAAGUGCGUAAGCCAGCACUUCCUCAAGCAUUACUUUGUCAAGAACGCCAAUCUGCUCAAAUACGCUAACACCAGUGACCUGGACGUGGUGGCCAGCAAGCUCGCAGUCUUCUUAGAGAACCCUGUCUUCUGCCUGGACUGAGGCGGGAGAAGGCCUCCUCGCCCCAGCUUUGAGCUGUUCCCCCACCUCUCCUCCCCGCUGGUGGUUGUUCUUCGUGUGUCCUUCCAGUAGAUGUUGCAGCUGGCUUUCUAACACAGUUGGCACAUGCAGCGUGAAAGCGACGUGUCAAGCUGGCAGCGGUGGGCGGUGAAAACUGAUGGAGGUAUCACUUGAUGCCCAGCCGAUCUAGCUCACUCUCAGCAGUGACAGCCUUCCUGGAAGCUACAGCCCGUGAAACCCAGCUCUGUGUCAGUCAGAGCAGGCAACUGCCUUGUUCUCUGCCUCCAGUCUUGUGGCACGCAAGCAGAAAGGCGUUGCGAAGACGUCUCGCCCUGCUGCCUCCCCGCUGUGUAACCUAGCACACGGGUGGCGGCUGCCUCCCUCGUUCUCACAAGGACACUGUGCUUAAUUCCCUGCCAACCUCACAGCCCAGCUCUGCAGAAGAGCAUGAGGUACAUGAUUUCUGAGGUGUACUGAAGUUGGAAGCUUCCUCUGAGACAGUCUGUGAUGCCUCCCCCUACAGUAAAAUGGGAUCCUGCUCCAGUACAAAGAUAACCACGCUAGUAGCCUUGAAUAGUUCAAGGAAAGCAAGAGGAGGAAUGUUGGUUUUUAGUGCCUCCUCAUUUUUUUCUCCUCCACCUCCAUUUUUCCUCUCAUACUUCAAAUAUAUUUUCUUCAUGUUUGCCAGUUCUGUUAGUGCCAUACAACUAGGGGGCUCUGCCAGAGCAGAUAUCACUCACACCCCCAGCUCCAUCCAACAGGCUGGAGGAGGAGUAAGUUUUUCCCUAGUUUUUAGCACCCAUAUCUUUUUGGGUGGUGUACAGAAGAAUGUUUUUCAAAGGCUCUUAGCUCCAAAACCCUCCGUGCUUUUAAUAUGUUUGUUUAAGAAGAAAAUCAGUUUUAGUAUUUCAAAAGAACAGAGUUCUAGAAUAAAGAAUGUCGGUUUUACAGUAAUUAAAUCAUUGAAACUAAACCAAAGUGGACUUCUUCUUACACCUGUGCAGGGAAGUAAAUAAGUAUCUCCUUUGCCAAGGGAGGUGAGGUGGCAGGGGUGGGAUUUGCAGCCCAUACUCCAGGGAGCGGCUGCGGUGGGUGGCCUGGAAGAGGACCAUCUGUGGCAGAGCAUCUCCCCCUUGUGUCAAACUGUGGUCUAGCCAUGCAUCUUCAGCAUAGUCUCUGCUUUCCGUCUUUACUUUCUAACGCAGGAGUAACUCUUGCUGGAGUUAUUUUAUCUCAUAUCCCAGUCCAACAUUAUCCAAGUCCAGCCCCUGGGUUCCUGGGGUCUCACCCAGGCUUCUGAAGACUUCCCAUCUCACCAGUCCGUUCCACUUGCAUUUGGGAGCUGUGUUGUAUGUGAGUGCUGGUCCCAGGCCCAAGCUGUUUACAGGCUCAGGAAGGAUUCAGGAGAGGAUGCAGAAGUCCUUACCCACCCCACCUCUAAGAGCACCUCCCGGAAGACCCAGAGCCACAGCCCCAAACUUUCUGCUUGAGUCUAUUACUUUCUAUUAAAGAAAGAUCCCACAAA
This is a messenger RNA of Oxyura jamaicensis (ruddy duck), 5334 nucleotides long. RefSeq names its product mab-21 like 3 (gene MAB21L3). The transcript has 7 exons. Bases 2700 to 3791 code for a protein of 363 amino acids. The record is from RefSeq and is a predicted model, not a curated record. Lineage: Eukaryota; Metazoa; Chordata; Aves; Anseriformes; Anatidae.